AUGUCCAUGUGCGGAUGCAAUCCGCUGCACUGGGCGUUGUAAUACAAUUGGUUCAGCCUCUCCAGCAGCAGUCGGAAAAUAACCACAAGCAAGAUGAAUAAAGGACUGAUUCUUGGAACCAUUCUCUGCCUGACGACCUGCAUCCUGGCCGCUCCUGCUCCGGAACCAGUUCCAGAACCAGCUCCUGCUCCUGCUCCCGCACCUGCUCCUGCGCCCAGCAUUGGAAUCGGAAUAGGACACGGAUACGGUGGAUAUGGCCUGGGAUUGGGCCUGGGAAUCGGUCACUACGGAGGAUACGGCCACUACGGCGGACACUUUGGAGGAAUCGGUCUGGGAUUGGGCUACCAUGCACCCAUCAUCUCGAAGACGAUCAUCGGCAAGAGCUACCUCGGUGGCUAUGGCUAUGGAUUGGGGCAUGGAUAUCUCGGAGGAUACGGACAUGGACUCUAUGGACACGGUCUGGGUCUGGGAUUAGGAUAUGGACUGGGCUAUGGCUACGGACAUGGCUGGUAG
Drosophila ficusphila is the source of this 513-nucleotide messenger RNA. RefSeq names its product holotricin-3. Lineage: Eukaryota; Metazoa; Arthropoda; Insecta; Diptera; Drosophilidae. The transcript has 3 exons. The record is from RefSeq and is a predicted model, not a curated record.